Messenger RNA from Symbiodinium sp. CCMP2592, 1677 nucleotides. Lineage: Eukaryota; Dinophyceae; Suessiales; Symbiodiniaceae. The record is from the annotation of a GenBank genome assembly.
AUGGCCAUGCAGAUGGAGGUGGCUGAAGUCGGACGGCCCCAGGUUAUUGGCUUCGAUCCUUAUCUCGAAGACGAGGUGAUGCGCGAGUUCGACGUCGAUGGGAUAUCCACCCCAGAUGACGACGGAGUACCUGAAAGGAGGAGAUCUGAGGUUUCUGAGGCAAUGCUGUCGCAGACGCAUUCCGGAAGCUAUAUGUCGUCUUCAAAGUCAGACGGGAUAAGCCAGGCCUUCGCACAAUCUCUGGCAGCACUGCAGACUCAGCAGGUCAGCGAACAGGUGGCCCAGAUGCAGGCCACGAGGCCCGAGAUCAUCCGAGCAGCGCCUGUGUGGACCGUCCUUCGGGGCCUCGCCAGGCCCCUCCGGGGCGCGGUGGGUGAUUUCUAUUAUCUGAGCCAAACGACAACCCGCCUGCAUGCUUUUUGGUCUCACAGCUGGCAUGGCUCGGCGAAGCAUAAGAUUGCCACUAUAUUCUUCCUUCACAAAGCCAGUGCCGCCACGAUACUCGGCACCGCGUCAGCUGUGAUCGCGGGUGUUCUCUAUGGACAGAAUGUGCUACCGGGCUUCGGUGCAGAGGGCCGCUCCUGCUGGUGGUGUGUGAUGACUGGUUCCUUGACUUAUCUCUUGGUCCUGCUAUUCUGGCAGCCAAAGCAGCUGAUCUUUCUCGAUCGCGUCUGCAUCUCCCAAUCCGACCCUGGUCUCCAAGCAGAGGGUCUCCUGAGCUUGGGAGCGAUCCUGAAGAGUUCCGACAGUAUGCUGGUGCUCUGGGAUCCUUCGUGGGCACGGCGCUUGUGGUGUGUCUUCGAGUUGGCCGCGUUCAUUCGUAGCCGGCCCGCUGGGUGCAAGCCUCACGUCGUUAUGCGACCGACGAUUCUGGGAUUCGCGAUCUUGGCAUUUGGCUUCUCCGGUGUUCUUGGGGCUUUGUGCUACUACAGUCUUUUCCAUGUGUUUCCUGGCAUACCGAUUUAUUUCAUCAUGCUUAUUGCGCUGCUGCCUGGUGCUGUGGUAUUCUUCCUCAUCGCGAACCUGGCCCGUGCAUAUUGCCGGUCUGUGACGACGAUGUGCCAUCAGAUAGGUGAAUUCCGCAUUGCAACAGCUGAGAGUUACUGCUGCGCAACGGACCACACGUCUGAGAGUGGCGAGCCGAUGAUCUGCGACCGCGAGGUCAUCCAGCAAUGCAUCAGAAUCUGGUUUGGCAGCGUCGAGGCUUUUGAGCGCCGCGUCCAGAACGAGGUGUGUGAUUUGCUGUCGCACCAACUGGCGUAUCACAUGAUCUCCUAUUGGCGGCUGUCCGAGGCGACUCCGAUCAUUUUUUGGAUUCUACUGGAUCAAGCAGCCGAACGCUUGUACUCUGGCUUGCAGGAAGGCGAUAGUGGUCCCGGAUUUGGGGUGUAUCACCUCAUCCGCGGCAUCAUCUACUGGCUGGCGGUGGUUCCUUUUCUCUUCCGUGUCCUGCUGCGGGUCACGUGGAUGCUGCAGGCUCAGCCAGCUUGCCGACUGCUCGACUGGUUCCUGUCCUCUUUGAUCCUAUUUGUCGGAGCGGUCCUUUUCCUGGCGUUUAUCUUCCUUGACCUUUUCGUGGGCUUCUACGCCUUUGUCUUCACAUCCAUCCCUUUGGCUCUUUUCACUUGGCGAUGCCUACCGGUGCCAGUGCCGAAGCGCACCGUGCAUCCCGACUGA